AUGUUUGCUCUAGCUGUAGGCGAUGUAGAUGGUGUUAAAUUCGUUGUAACCGAUGAAUUACACGGCAUUGGAUGUAUUGUUGCAGAUGCUGUGGAUGGUACUGGAUCUGUUGGAGCAGACGUAGAUGGAAUGACGAUUGAGGAAUCUGCAGUAAGAGGUCAUAUUCUUCAUAAACAAAAAACCAUUACAUACCUCAGUGUCGACCUUAAGUACUGGUAUCCUGAAGAACCCCCAGUUCCGAACUGCGAAGAUCCUAUCAUCCUUUGUACCAUAAGUAGAUGGUUAUCUAAGUGCGUCUGCAUGCUUCAACAAAAAAAGUACUUGAAUCUACCUUAUCUACCUCAUAUAGAUAUUUUUAUUGUAAAAAACGGAAAUAUUUGUCAAGAAACUGCCAAGAGCGCAAAAAAUAAGAGCAAAAUGAAAAUUAGGAAACUUCACCAAAGCCAGCAAGAUAAAUCUACCAAAAUGGCUUUUGCCACAACCAUAAUCAUAUAUUUUCUUUGCAUUUAUAAGCAUUGA
This is a messenger RNA of Acanthoscelides obtectus, 519 nucleotides long. The record is from the annotation of a GenBank genome assembly. Lineage: Eukaryota; Metazoa; Arthropoda; Insecta; Coleoptera; Chrysomelidae.